Messenger RNA from Penicillium manginii, 921 nucleotides. Its product is annotated as SDR family oxidoreductase. The coding region runs from base 1 to 921 and encodes 306 amino acids. Lineage: Eukaryota; Fungi; Ascomycota; Eurotiomycetes; Eurotiales; Aspergillaceae. The record is from RefSeq and is a predicted model, not a curated record. The transcript has a single exon.
AUGCGAGUCUUCGUCACCGGUGCCACUGGCUUCAUUGGUCAAGCAGUUGUCCAAGAGCUUCUUGACGCAGGCCAUAAAGUCAUUGGACUCGCUCGCUCGGAGGAAUCGGCUACUGCACUGCAAGCGAAGGGUGUUGAUGUCAUCCGCGGAUCUCUCGAAGACAUCGAAAGUCUCAAGCGCGGAGCAAGAGAAGCCGAUGGAGUCAUCAAUCUGGCCUUCAAUCAUGACUUUACCAAAUAUGAAGAAAACACCAACACCGAGUAUGCAGCUAUUCAGGCUAUUGGCGCUACUCUGGUUGGGACCAACAAACCUUUCGUUAUCACUAUGGGUACCCUAAUCUUGCCUAAGGGCAAAUUGGGUGUCGAGGAAUCGGUCAUCGACUAUGACGAUGCCAUGAACGUGCGCGCUAAAAGUGAGAAGGAGGUGGAUAUUCUUGCAGCCCAGGGUGUACGCGCCUCGGUAGUCCGGCUUUCGCCAACAGUACAUGGCCCUGGCGACCUCGCGUUUAUCAAUAUGCUUGCCCAGAUUGCUCGUGGAAAUGGCGAGGCGGCGUAUAUUGGCAAUGGGCUCAACCGUUGGCCAGCUGUUCAUCGUCUUGAUGCUGCACGUCUAUUUCGCCUGGCUACUGAGAAAGGUGUUGCAGGAGGGCGGUAUCAUGCGGCUGCGGAAGAGGGCAUCCCAUUCAAGAAUAUUGCGGAAGCUCUGGGUCAAAGUCUGGGUCUUCCAGUAGUGUCAAAGACACCUGAAGAGGCACCAGCAUACUUCAGAGGCUUUAUUGCCGCCCUUGCUGGUGUGGAUAACCCUACUUCUAGCACGAAGACUCGGGAAACACUCGGAUGGAAGCCUUCCGAGUCGACUCUCCUCGAAGAUAUCAAGUCAGGACUAUACAAUGAUGCAAAGAGCACAAGCCUUUCCGUUUAG